Molecule: messenger RNA, 330 nt
Organism: Adineta ricciae
Lineage: Eukaryota; Metazoa; Rotifera; Eurotatoria; Adinetida; Adinetidae
Source: the annotation of a GenBank genome assembly
AUGUCUCAACAAGGCGCUGCGCUUCAAAAUUAUAACAAUGAAUUAGUGAAAUGUAUUGAAGAUCUAUGUGGAAAGCGUGAUGAACUACAACGUCAGAUUUUGAUCGAAGAAGAAGAUAAACAUAAAAUAGAAAAUGAGAUACGUGUCGCUAGUGAAAAACUGGCGAAAAUUAAUGAAAACUUAGCUAAGAAGAUCACAGCCCGAACAGAAUUCGAUCGAACAAUCAGCGAAACAGAAGCAGCCUACAUGAAAAUUCUCGAAAGUUCGCAAACAUUACUCAAUGUGCUCAAACGGGAAUCUCAUUCACUUCGAACAAAAGUUGAUGACUAG